This is a messenger RNA of Lactuca sativa (garden lettuce), 1078 nucleotides long. The record is from RefSeq and is a predicted model, not a curated record. Lineage: Eukaryota; Viridiplantae; Streptophyta; Magnoliopsida; Asterales; Asteraceae.
AUGGAAACCUCUGGAAUCCCAGGUUGGAGAUCGUGUCCUGUUAAAGGUUUCACCCUGGAAAGGGGUAGGUGUUUCCCUCACCUGUCUUUAGGUGGGGAAGUGUUCUGGGCUAGUCAACAUCGCAAAUCUAGUCUUGGCUAUGCUACAAGAUACAACAUAGACAACAUGUUUGCCUCUGGACAAAUAGCCAGCACUGAACUGUUGCUCUUAGCUAUGUUCAGAAAGCGUUUGAAAAGAUUUCAUUCGCUUAAAAGUGAAACAGAUGACGUGUAUACAACACUUGAUGAAAAGAACAUGCCAUUAGUGAUAUACAACCAACACUUGUUAUUAUUACAUUUGGUGUUUAGGUACAACUUCAACAAAGUUGCACAAUACAAGCAACUUACACUUGAGGAAGCAGAAGAAAAGAUAAAAAACAGAAGGAAAACUGCAAAUGAGUAUGAAAGAUGGAUGAUGAAAGCUGCAAACAACGGUGCAGCUACUUUUGGUGAAGUUGAAAGGCCUAAUGACAAGGAAGGUGGUGGUGGUGGAGGUGGUGGCAGAGGGCGUAAAAAGAAUAAUGUAGAUGAUGAUGAAGGGAAUGUGUCAGAUAGAGGAGAAGAAGAUGAGGAUGAAGAGUUUGCAAAGAAAAAUAGACUUGGACUUAAUAAAAGAGGAGGUGAUGAUGAUGAGGAAGGCCCUAGAGGUGGUGAUCUUGAUUUUGAUGAUGAUGAUAUUGAUAAAGGUGAUGACUGGGAGCAUGAGGAGAUUUUCACAGAUGUUGAUGAAGCAGUUGGUAAUGAUCCUGAAGAGUGUGAAGACUUAUUAUCCCAUGAAAUCCCCGCUCCUCCUGAAAUCAAAUAAGUUCACUUUAAAAAAACAGAUAAAAUUAAAAUAUUGUUUUUUAAAACAUUAAAUAAUAUAUAUAAUAUAUAUCCAAGAUGAAGACGAUGAGGUUACAAAGGCCGCUGUGAUGGACUCCUUCAAUUUCCAUUUCUACCCCUUGUGGCUACUUCAACACUUGACCAAAUGAAGGUUUCAAGAGGCCCAGAAAUCAAUCGGUUUCUUCUUCAAUCUGAUAUUUAAAACACCAAAGAAG